This is a messenger RNA of Penicillium pulvis, 1035 nucleotides long. Its product is annotated as RNP domain protein. Gene Ontology annotation, molecular function: mRNA binding. The coding region runs from base 1 to 1035 and encodes 344 amino acids. The record is from RefSeq and is a predicted model, not a curated record. NCBI's taxonomy places the organism in Eukaryota, Fungi, Ascomycota, Eurotiomycetes, Eurotiales, Aspergillaceae. The transcript has a single exon.
AUGUCCUUUCCACCUCCUCCAGGUCUCAAUAAGGCGCCUUCGUCUCUUCCUCCUCGACCACCCCCAUCCAGCAAUGCCGCACAGCCACCAGCCCCGGCCUAUGGUGGGAACGCACGCCCGGCCUUCGCAGGUUUCCAACCGCGUUCCGUAGCCUCAAGUCAGCCACAGCCAUAUCGCGCAAGCAACCCGACGAUCUCAGCCCCACCUGUUUCAUCCGCUGGGUAUGCCGCGCCGGCGACCAAUUACUCAAACUACUAUCAACAACCACAGCCCCAAUCUUACCAGAGCGGUCCCUCUUACUACGGUGCCUCGUACAAUGAAAGCACAUACGGCCCCAGUGUCCCGCAUAUCCAGAAUCCCUUCGGCUCGACACCUGGCCAGGCCUAUGGGGGAGGACGCCCCGGCCGCGACGGCGUAGAUGCAGAGACCGAGGCCCAGAUCGCCCAGUGGCAAAGCGCAUAUGCUAAGCAAGACGACUCCACCUACACGCAGGGUACCUCGUCGGCUGCCCCUAGCAGAGGUACUGGAACCCCGACUACUGGAGUAGCCGGUGCUGGCACCCCAAUUCCACAACCCGAAUCUCAAAAGACAGUUGUUCGAGCCGGUGGUGGACAAGAGUGGACCGAUCCGACGCUACUGGAGUGGGACCCGGCCCAUUUCCGACUAUUUGUGGGUAACUUGGCCGGUGAAGUCACCGAUGAAUCUUUAUUGAAGGCUUUCGCACGAUACACAUCCGUACAAAAGGCACGUGUGAUCCGUGAGAAGCGCACACAGAAGAGCAAAGGAUACGGGUUCGUCAGUUUCAGUGACGGCGACGACUACUUCAAGGCUGCACGUGAGAUGCAGGGCAAGUACAUUGGCUCUCAUCCUGUUCUCCUGCGCCGAGCUGUCACCGAGGUGAAGCCAGUUUCAAAUAUCAAAAAUAACAAGAAGGGUGGAGGCGGUGGUCGAGGGGCGCAUUCGGGAGCCAAGGUGAAGCAUGAUGGAGUGAAAAAGUCUGGCAAGACUAAGGGAGGACUGAAGAUUCUUGGCUAG